AGUAACAAACAAUAAUCACGGUCGAAGUUAGUGGGAUGUGGAAAUAGUUGGGCUGUGUGGAGUUUGUGCCGACAAUGAAAAGAUAGAAGUCGCUUGUUAUUUUACUUUUUCCCGGGGCACACGUGGGACGGAAUCAAAACCGAGAAGAGAAGCACCCACCGAGGACCGGUGGGAGUUUCAGCGCUGCAUGAAAGUCAGAAAACGAACAAAAGAAGAGAGGAAAAGAUCCGCUCUGUCUGGGUCAAAUUGAAGUUCGUUGAACUGUUUGUUUGAUUUGUUUGUUUGAUUAGGAUUUGAAAAACCUUGCUGCCGUUUCUAGAGUGGGUCAAAAGCAUGGUCAUCCAAAGAGGGUACGCGUUCUCGCUGACGAUUCAUGGUUUCCAGGAGAUGUCAUAACAAUGGCACGCAAAGGUGUGAGGAGUAAAGCCAGCCCUGGAGGCUGACAAGAAGCAUCUUUUGGUUGAUCAGGAUGCAUAUAGCUUCAGUGGGUGUGAGCAAGCUCUGCUUCCUGUUAUCCCUUGCUUUCUGUGGCCUCCUGCUAGUCCUCAUCCCAACCCUCCAACCCCCACCACGCCACGGGGACUUACCCCAGCCCCGUCCCCAUGCCAAGCCUGCCCGGCAAGGCAAGGACUUGGCCAACUCUGUGCAUAACCCUGGGGGUCUGGUACUGCCUGUCCAUGCUGGAAAAAUGCCGUUGGCUACAGGGCGUAAUGGGAGCUCAGUCAGGCAUGGGAUAUCUAUAGAGACUGGGGAUACCAGUAAUGGUGACUAUGGGCCUGGGAGGGCUACAUAUGCUCAGAAAAGUCCACAGGGAGGCUCUCUCCUUAGGGGAAAGAAUGGUGCACCUCCAAGGUCCGGCUCCAGGGAUCCAUUGGAGCUGAAAGACAUUUUUAUUGCUGUGAAGACUACCAGGAAAUACCACAAGUCCAGGCUGGGGCUGCUGUUUCAGACCUGGGUUUCUCAAGCCAAAGAACAGACCCACAUAUUUACUGAUAGUGAGGACAAGGAACUGCGGAUGAGUUCGGGCGCUAACAUCAUCAACACCAACUGCUCAGCAGCACACACGCGACAGGCUCUGUGCUGUAAGAUGUCUGUGGAGUAUGACAAGUUCAUAGAAUCUCAGAAAAAGUGGUUCUGCCACAUGGAUGAUGAUAACUAUGUGAUACUGCCCAGCCUGCUUCGGCUGCUGUCCUCUUAUCACCAUAGCCAGGAUGUCUAUCUGGGAAGGCCCAGUCUAGACCACCCCAUCGAGGCUGCCGAGAGAGUCAAGAGUGAUGGAUCGGUAUCUGUGAAGUUCUGGUUCGCCACAGGUGGCGCUGGGUUCUGCAUCAGCCGAGGUUUGGCCCUAAAAAUGAGCCCAUGGGCCAGUCUUGGGAACUUCAUAAGCACAGCGGAGAAGAUUCGUCUCCCCGAUGACUGCACCAUCGGCUAUAUCAUUGAAGCGUUGCUGGAGGUGUCCCUUACACACACACACCUGUUCCAUUCCCACCUGGAGAAUCUACAGAAACUGCCAGCUGAGACAGUACUGGAACAGGUGACACUGAGCUACGGGGGGUUUGAGAACAGGAGAAACGUGGUCAGCGUUGGAGGGACCUUCUCUCUGAUAGAAGACCCCUCUCGGUUUAAAACGGUUCACUGCCUCCUGUACCCAGAUACUGACUGGUGUCCAAGGGUGAAUCCUCGCCAGAAAAACUGAGACCAGCGACACGGUCAUUUAAGCCUUCACCCUUCAGCAAUGUUUCCCGAAUUUCACUGCAUGACUUUGCUUUUUGUAAAUCAUACUACCUAUUGUUUUUCAGCAAGCACCCUGAGUGAAAAUUAUAUCUAGCUCAUAAGGCAUAAAAGCUUGUUUUACGGGACAUGAAGGAUACACGCUCGGCUUUCUUCAUCGUUUGAGAUA
Lampris incognitus (smalleye Pacific opah) is the source of this 1900-nucleotide messenger RNA. RefSeq names its product RFNG O-fucosylpeptide 3-beta-N-acetylglucosaminyltransferase (gene rfng). Gene Ontology annotation, biological process: regulation of Notch signaling pathway. Gene Ontology annotation, molecular function: O-fucosylpeptide 3-beta-N-acetylglucosaminyltransferase activity. The coding region runs from base 470 to 1696 and encodes 408 amino acids. The transcript has 9 exons. The record is from RefSeq and is a predicted model, not a curated record. NCBI's taxonomy places the organism in Eukaryota, Metazoa, Chordata, Actinopteri, Lampriformes, Lampridae. Gene Ontology annotation, cellular component: membrane.